Messenger RNA from Onychomys torridus (southern grasshopper mouse), 384 nucleotides. RefSeq names its product potassium voltage-gated channel subfamily E regulatory subunit 1 (gene Kcne1). The transcript has a single exon. Gene Ontology annotation, cellular component: membrane. The record is from RefSeq and is a predicted model, not a curated record. Bases 1 to 384 code for a protein of 127 amino acids. Gene Ontology annotation, biological process: potassium ion export across plasma membrane; regulation of heart rate by cardiac conduction; negative regulation of delayed rectifier potassium channel activity. NCBI's taxonomy places the organism in Eukaryota, Metazoa, Chordata, Mammalia, Rodentia, Cricetidae. Gene Ontology annotation, molecular function: delayed rectifier potassium channel activity; transmembrane transporter binding; voltage-gated potassium channel activity involved in ventricular cardiac muscle cell action potential repolarization.
AUGAUCCUGUCUAAUUCCACGGCCGUGCUGCCCUUUCUGAGCUCGCUGUGGCAGGAGACAGCUGGACAGGACAGCGACACGUCGGGCCUGGCUCGCAGGUCUCAGCUCCGAGAUGACAGCAAGCUGGAAGCGCUCUACAUCCUCAUGGUGCUGGGCUUCUUCGGCUUCUUCACCCUGGGCAUCAUGCUGAGCUACAUCCGAUCCAAGAAACUGGAGCACUCGCACGACCCAUUCAACGUGUACAUUGAGUCCGAUGCCUGGCAGGAGAAAGACAAGGCAUUCUUCCAGGCCCGUGUCCUGGAGAGCUGCAGAGCUUGCUAUGUCAUUGAAAACCAGGCGGCUGUGGAACAGCCUGCCACACACCUUCCUGAACCCCACAGCUAG